UUGUCAAGCGUGGCCUUCAGGACAGAAUCCAGAACUACUUCAAUCUUUUUUUCCUCCCUCUCUCUGGUUCUUAUCACUUUGGAGUGUCCUUGGCCAGCUGUAUAAAGAUGUGAGCGCAUUUCACUGUACUUUGCUGUCACUGUCGAACAUGCUGCCUGCUGUGGUGAAGCUCUGCUGUGGAAUCUCCUACCCACAUCUCAGGAGUAUGUCAGGACUUCAGCGCACGGCUGUGGCAGUGAUAGGCCAGGAGAUCACACACCUGAAGCGAUGGGGACAAAUCCAGCAUCACACCAGAACACAUGCAAAUCCCAAACAAGAAAACGUGAGGUCUGCAGAGGAAGAUCAGCUGUUUUACGUUCGACACGGCCGAGAAGCAAUGAGGAAAGCUCUCUGCAUGUUGGAGGAUAGUGAAGGGUGGAAGGUGGAGAUCAAAGAGAACAAUGGAGAUAUGAUCUGCAGCAAAGUGGUACCUGGGUCUGGAAAGGUCUUCAGACUGGAGGCAGUUUUGGAGGCCAGUGUGGAUGACCUCUAUGACCUCCUGUUUGUCAGAGUUGAGGAGAUGCCCCGGUGGAACCCAAGUGUACAACACAUCAAAGUUCUGAAGCAAGUUGGACCAGACACGGUUGUGACUCAUGAGGUUUCGGCCGGGACAGCAGGGAAUCUGAUUGGACAGAGGGACUUCCUGAGCGUCAGACACAGCUGCAGACAGAAAUCUGGGGUCUAUCUUGGAGGAGCAGCGAUUCAUCUGGACUCAUUCCCACCUCAGGCAGGCUUUGUGAGAGCUGAAGAUGGGCCAACCUGCAUCAUCAUCAAACCUCUGGAUGCAACAAAGAGCAGCUUCACAUGGCUUCUUAACAUGGACGUGAAGGGCUGGCUGCCUAAGUCCAUCGUCAAUCAGGCUCUGCCUCGAGCACAGCUGGAUUUCACACAACACCUCCGCAGGCAUUUCAGCCUGAGAUGACCGAGUCUUCAUGGCAGCCGUGCUGCAGCAGCAGCACCACUUAGUCAUCACUGACGGAGGAGCACUGGGAGACGGAGCUCUUGGUGACAGACCGGCUGCACCAUUUGGAGAGAGAGCUGCCGGAGACCAGCGCCAGCCUGGCAGAAGGAAGCUGGCUUACAAUAGGAAUUAAUGUCACGUGUCAUGUAAACCUCAUUUCCUGUUUCAGAGCCAUCACUUGUCUCUUGAUGCACGACGCCCUGCAAACAACUGGAUACAUUGAAUAAAGUGCUUGAGUGUG
Messenger RNA from Nothobranchius furzeri (turquoise killifish), 1241 nucleotides. It is a transcript of the gene star2, whose product is annotated as steroidogenic acute regulatory protein 2. Gene Ontology annotation, biological process: intracellular cholesterol transport; regulation of steroid biosynthetic process; steroid biosynthetic process. Gene Ontology annotation, molecular function: cholesterol transfer activity; cholesterol binding. The record is from RefSeq and is a predicted model, not a curated record. NCBI's taxonomy places the organism in Eukaryota, Metazoa, Chordata, Actinopteri, Cyprinodontiformes, Nothobranchiidae. Gene Ontology annotation, cellular component: mitochondrion.